Molecule: messenger RNA, 1899 nt
Organism: Cucurbitaria berberidis CBS 394.84
Lineage: Eukaryota; Fungi; Ascomycota; Dothideomycetes; Pleosporales; Cucurbitariaceae
Exons: 3
Coding region: 1-1899 (632 amino acids)
Source: RefSeq, a predicted model, not a curated record
AUGGGUCUACGACAUCAAUUGUUUAUCAUCGCAAAAAUCAACGGGCGGUAUCGAAGUCUCGCCUGUGUGCAUCACCAGUGGUUAUACGGCUUCACGGUCCUCAAGACAUGUCGCAGACUAGUCAAAAUCUUCCAAUGUCCUCAGAACGCCCACUUGCUGAAGCUCGAGCUUGCCCGCGCCAGCGGCUUUCCGCCCAAAGCAUGGGAGGAUGAAGUCGAGUUCGACGAGCCGCCCGAGUUCCCUUUCAUCACGACCUGCUUGUUGACGGGGACUUCCGUUGAUCUCGAGAAUAACUACAUUAGCCAAGCUACCGCAGAACCCUGGAACGUAGCUUUCUAUGCAAUUGACAAUGACGAUGGCAUCACCAUCUUUGAUCUGACCGACCUCAAUUGUAUCUCUCACUGCUUCGUUCACUUUCGGGCCGACAAUUACGAGGACGAUAAACAACAGGCAGGCAUUUUUAUCUCGAAGACCAUGGUGCCAUUAUUCGGCUCAGAAUAUCUCAGUAUUUACUACAAGAAUUCGGAGCAAACCCUUGAAAUGAGACAAGUCGCAGAUUGGAUGAGCGACAUUCCUCUGAUCGACACGACCGUCCUCGAAGACAUCUGGCCAGAAGGAGACUGGUUCUCGAGGAGCAGGAAUAGACUACCUCCCGCCGUCUCGAAUCUUCAAGUCAAUAAUCCGGAGCUCGGACGCAAGACACUUGCCGAGCAGGCUAUGGAAAUGACUAUACAGAAGCUCCUAAGAGAGGAACACGAGCUACAAUAUGAUGUCGAAGACCUCCCUGGUUUUACAUCGCGCCUUCGGUCCUACUUCAAUGUUCAUCCGCAUGCCAUUAAGGAUACGCCUUUCGGAUUCGAACUUCUUCAAACAGCGUAUCGAGACUCAUCUAAUCUCGACCUCCAUGCUUUUCCAUUCUUGACCGGAGAAGAAGUGCUUGUACUUGUACGCAAUGCCUCGAAGAACCUCAGUAUAUUCGACGUCAGCGGUAACAACAACAUGCAUAUCGAGCAUUUUGCCCAAAUUCCGCGAGACAUUCACAUCGAAAAGCUCUACAUGUGGGCCCCAGAUGCUUUAUCUUCUUCUGAGGUCAGACUAGCUUUACAGGGUCAUACUAUUGGUAACGUUUAUGCUUGGGCUGACUUUCGGGCCGCUUUCGUGGCAUACAAAGCAUCGCCCGAUAUACCUCGACCUACACAGGAAACCCAGGAUUCAAGCCAAUCUUCCAAGGAGGCUACCUUCAUUGGCCUCGCUACGAACAUCAUGUGGGUUCUAUCUGACAACAGAAGCGAUGGAACAAGUGCAACUAAAAACCAAACACCGUCGCCGUUACUUCUAUUCCAAGGGUCCACUAAAGUCGAAGGAGCGGUUAUACCAAUCAAGGAUACCUACCUUGACUCAGCCAUGCUGACACACUCACUUGCAAAGUGUAUGUACGCUCUGGCUCUAGUAGACGGAUAUAAAUUAUCUCAGCCUCACGAUGUCAUAUCGGGUGUCCUUGCCUUCGGUUUAGCCCUCAGGAACCCAAAGUCAUCAUACGCCAUAGAGUCUCUACCAGCCGAACUAUACACGCUAGCGCGACUUGCAUAUCAUGGUUACCCGGCGGUUGUAGUACCUCCAUCAAAGACAAACGAGAGGACGAUCGUUAUCGUUCAGGAGCGCAGCAAGGACACCACGUUUCACUUUCGUGUUGCAUGCGUCUCCGUGGAUGAAAAUGGGAUACUCCACUUUCAUGACUUUCCAACGGUGUUGGGUGGGGACGGUAUGCAACAGAAUACAGGAACUUGGACCCACCUGGUCGGAAACAUGAAAGGAGUUGAGGUUGGGCCGUGCGAUGAGGGGACAGUUCAUAACCUGUUCAAAAUCGUGAAGAAUGUGCAUGUCACGAAGGUUAACUAG